CGCCCAGACCUCGCCCCAGCUGGCCGCUGGCCCCUGACCGGUCCCCGGGGGCCCGAUCGCGACCACCUGAGAUCGCCGCGCCCACCUGCGCCCGUGUGCCGGCACCAUGGCGGAGCAGGAGAACCUGGAGUUCGGCAAGGCGGACUUCGUGCUGAUGGACACUGUGUCCAUGCCCGAGUUCAUGGCCAACCUCAGACUCAGAUUUGAGAAGGGGCGCAUCUACACGUUCAUUGGCGAAGUCGUUGUUUCUGUGAAUCCUUACAAGUCUCUGAACAUCUAUGGGAGGGACAUAAUCGAGCACUAUCGAGGCCGCGAGCUCUACGAGAGACCCCCUCAUCUUUUUGCUAUCGCUGAUGCUGCUUACAAAGCUAUGAAGAGGCGAUCAAAAGACACCUGUAUCGUGAUAUCAGGGGAAAGUGGAGCUGGUAAAACAGAAGCCAGUAAGUACAUCAUGCAGUACAUUGCGGCCAUCACCAACCCCAGUCAGAGAGCAGAGGUGGAAAGAGUGAAGAAUAUGCUGCUUAAGUCCAACUGUGUUUUGGAAGCUUUUGGAAAUGCCAAAACCAACCGUAAUGACAACUCAAGCAGGUUUGGAAAAUACAUGGAUAUCAACUUUGAUUUCAAAGGAGACCCUAUUGGUGGGCAUAUCAACAACUACUUAUUGGAGAAGUCUCGAGUGAUUGUGCAGCAGCCAGGAGAAAGAAGCUUUCACUCUUUCUAUCAGCUACUCCAAGGAGGGUCAGAGCAGAUACUGCACUCUCUACACCUGCAGAAAUCCCUUUCAUCCUACAACUACAUCCAUGUUGGAGCUCAGCUAAAGUCCUCUAUCAAUGAUGCUGCAGAAUUUAAAGUUGUAGCUGAUGCCAUGAAAGUAAUUGGCUUCAAACCCGAGGAGAUUCAAACAGUAUAUAAAAUUCUGGCUACUAUUCUUCACUUGGGAAAUUUAAAAUUUGUAGUGGACGGUGACACACCUCUCAUCGAGAACACCAAGGUUGUGUCUAUCAUAGCGGAAUUGCUCUCUACUAAGACAGACAUGGUUGAGAAAGCCCUUCUCUACAGGACAGUGGCCACAGGCCGUGACAUCAUCGACAAGCAGCACACAGAACAAGAAGCUUGCUACGGCCGAGAUGCUUUUGCCAAGGCAAUAUAUGAGCGCCUUUUUUGUUGGAUCGUUACUCGCAUUAAUGAUAUCAUUGAGGUCAAGAACUACGACACCACCAUCCAUGGGAAAAACACUGUUAUUGGCGUGUUGGAUAUCUAUGGCUUUGAAAUCUUUGACAACAACAGCUUUGAACAGUUCUGCAUCAAUUACUGCAAUGAGAAACUGCAGCAGCUAUUUAUCCAGCUGGUUCUGAAGCAGGAACAAGAGGAGUACCAGCGGGAGGGCAUCCCGUGGAAGCAUAUUGACUACUUCAACAAUCAGAUCAUUGUGGACCUUGUGGAGCAGCAGCACAAAGGCAUCAUUGCCAUCCUAGAUGACGCUUGCAUGAAUGUCGGCAAAGUCACUGAUGAAAUGUUCCUUGAGGCACUGAACAGUAAAUUGGGCAAACAUGGUCAUUUUUCCAGCCGAAAGGUCUGUGCCUCAGACAAAAUCCUGGAGUUUGAUCGGGAUUUUCGAAUCCGGCAUUAUGCAGGCGAUGUGGUCUAUUCUGUCAUUGGCUUUAUUGACAAAAAUAAAGAUACUUUAUUUCAAGAUUUCAAGCGUCUUAUGUAUAACAGUUCAAAUCCUGUGCUGAAGAAUAUGUGGCCUGAAGGCAAACUGAGCAUUACAGAGGUGACCAAGCGACCUCUGACUGCGGCCACGUUGUUUAAGAAUUCUAUGAUUGCUUUAGUUGACAACCUUGCUUCAAAGGAACCAUAUUAUGUACGUUGCAUCAAACCCAACGACAAGAAAUCCCCUCAGAUAUUCGAUGAUGAGCGCUGCCGGCACCAAGUGGAAUACCUUGGACUGCUGGAAAACGUGAGAGUGCGCCGAGCCGGGUUUGCCUUCCGUCAGGCCUACGAGAAGUUCCUCCACAGGUACAAGAUGAUCUCUGAAUUCACAUGGCCCAACCAUGACCUUCCUUCAGACAAAGAGGCUGUCAAGAAACUGAUAGAAAAAUGUGGUUUUCAGGAUGAUGUGGCUUAUGGGAAGACCAAAAUUUUCAUUCGAACACCCCGUACAUUGUUUACCUUGGAGGAACUCCGUGCCCAGAUGCUCAUACGGAUUGUUCUCUUUCUACAAAAGGUGUGGCGGGGCACCUUGGCCCGCAUGCGGUACAGGAGGACCAAGGCGGCUCUGACAAUAAUCAGGUACUACCGGCGUUACAAAGUCAAGUCCUACAUCCACGAGGUGGCCAAGCGCUUCCAGGGCGUCAAGACCAUGAGAGACUACGGGAAGCACGUGAAGUGGCCGGCCCCUCCUAAAGUUCUGCGCCGAUUUGAGGAAUCCCUCCAGGCCAUUUUUAAUAGAUGGAGAGCAGCCCAGCUCAUCAAGAGCAUACCUGCUUCCGACCUGCCCCAGGUCAGGGCAAAGGUCGCAGCCAUGGAAAUGUUGAAGGGUCAGAGGGCUGACCUUGGGCUCCAGAGGGCCUGGGAGGGCAACUAUCUUGCUUCGAAGCCGGAUACACCUCAGACCUCAGGCACGUUUGUCCCUGUUGCUAAUGAACUGAAACGGAAGGACAAAUACAUGAACAUCCUCUUUUCCUGUCACGUCCGUAAGGUGAAUCGAUUUAGUAAGGUGGAAGACCGAGCCAUUUUUGUCACUGACCGUCACCUGUAUAAAAUGGAUCCCACUAAACAGUACAAGGUGAUGAAGACCAUCCCUCUGUACAAUUUGACUGGUCUGAGCGUCUCCAAUGGAAAGGACCAACUUGUAGUGUUCCAUACAAAAGACAACAAAGACCUCAUUGUGUGCCUCUUCAGCAAGCAGCCCACCCAUGAGAGUCGAAUUGGAGAACUUGUUGGAGUCCUGGCGAAUCAUUUCAAGAGUGAGAAUCGCCACCUUCAAGUGAACGUCACCAAUCCAGUGCAGUGCAGCCUGCAUGGGAAGAAGUGCACCGUCUCCGUGGAGACGCGGCUCAACCAGCCAGAGCCGGACUUCACCAAGAACCGCUCGGGCUUCAUCCUCAGCGUGCCUGGGAACUGACCACUGCAUCACAGAGGCCUGGCCUGGGAGCAGGAGGCUGGGCCUAGGGCGAGGCUGUCCAAGAGGCUUGGCCCCUGAGGCCCUCGAACGCUGGCCCCGCUCAGCCUCCUUCCAGCCCGAUUGCUGCAUCCCCACUAAUGCCACCAGAAAGCAGCUGGCGAGGGCCCAGGCCUGGGGAGGGCCACGCCUGCCUUUCUAAGGCCCUUCCCUGGGAGCUCAUCUUCCCAGCUUUCUACCUUUGGUCUUCAUCUUCUGCUGUCUUGACUUUCCACAGUCCCUGCUCAGAAAACCAAAGACCCCAUACCCUGCUCCAGACCCCUGGGCUGACACCCAGAACACAUCUCACCUCAGAGGCAACUGGAUGGUACCUUUAGUUGGUGAAGCCAUCCCUCAAAUGGCCAGGUCAACCCACUGGGCCUUGAGUCAGUCUAGCUGCUGACCCCUGCAAAGAGAUGGGCUGGGGGAGCCCAGAAUGGAGGAGACCUGGUGGCUGAGCUGAGCUGUAGCCUGUUCUCUCCCCGAGUCCUGCCGGCUGCCUCUCCUCCCCCAAGGUGAUUGCAGUCCUGGAGACCCAGCUCAGAGUGCCUAAGCAGACCCUCCUUCCCCAGCCAGCCAAAGCCAUCAGGUGAGCAGGUUCACCUAUAGACCCCAACAGAGAGUCCCUCCUUCCCAGAGCCUGCCCCUCAGAGACUACCAGUGUCACCAGGAACCAGAAGCCUGGGCCUUCUGACCAACUCUUUGUGGAGACAGUGUGAUGAUGCCCUGAGGAUAUUCUAACUUCCCUACCUACAGCCCGCGUCCAUCUUACACUGAUUUUUGCAGUUUACAGGAUUGUUAAUCAAAUAUGGUCUCUGCUGUGGCCACACUGUGUUGGAAAUGCAGGUGCGGGGUGAGGGGAGCGCUGGUGCUUGGCAGCUCUCCUCUUCUCACUCCUUUUUUCCUACUCACUGGGAGAACUAGGACCAGGGUGGGGUUCUGAGCAUACAGGAACCAUAGGAGGCAGAGCAUCAGGAAUCAAGAGCAUGGGGUCCUGACACUGCAGGCCAGGCCAGGGUCCCCACAUCCCCCUGCAAAGCUGUGCACAUAUCCCCACUGGAGCCCGGGGCCUUGGGCCUCCUGCCAGGAGAAUGCUGCCAUCUUGCCAGUUUCUGUCAGCAAAAUAGCACACGCACUUCAGAGACCCUCCCUCUUCCCCAAGCCUCAGCUGUUAAGGAUACUGAGGCCUUUGGGCAGCCCAGGCCUCUCUUUGGGGAGCCUUAAAAAAAUAACCUUGGAGCAGAUACUCCAUAAUGAAAGGGGGUGAGGGUAUGCCCGUGCCUCAGGAGCAGCUGGUAGGGUAUAAAGUGGGCUGACAAAUUGUCUUCAGCUUCUGCCACAGAUACUUGCCCCUCCUGAUCCUCCCACCCUGACCCAGCGGAACUCACCAAGUGCCUGUGUGCCAGCUCCUGUGUCUUUCCUGGGCCUGAUGCGGUCACCUGGCUAACCCAAGGUGGUCCCACCAUCCUGGACAUCCCACCCCAUCCUCCCACCCCCUUCCCAGGAUUUGCAGAGAUUUGCACUAUGUGCAAUUUGCAACAAAGAAUCCUUUUGGCAUCCUGUCCUUGGGAACACUUUCUCAUUCUCCAACCUGGUCAGCUGCCUGCACAGUGCAGAGGUGCCACUAGCCCAGUUUAGCAACGCUCAUAGUUUUGCCAAUCACCAGUAGACACUAGUUGAACCAUCUAACUGGAACUUCACCUCCCCUUUCCACUUAUCGCCCCAAACUUGUUGCUUUACACUAGACACUGCACAUGUUUUAAACACACCAAAAUAGAUCAUGCCAAAUGAGUUGCCUGUCAAAGGCUGGAUAAAAUGAAGGGCUUGGACUCUUCUUUCCCACCCUUUGAUGUAGCCUGGGGCCCCUCAGCCCAGCACCAGGGCCUUCCUGUUGAGGCCACUGGACGCUGCUGUCCACAAGCACUUUUUUAUAAUGUACUAAAAGAAGUCACAGGGUGUGGCAACCGAAGAAAGAUGAAGACUAUAGGAUAGGACUGACCAUGGGAAUGCAUCAGGCGUGCAAAGGAAGAAGGCAGUGAUUGUAUGCAAUGAAGUGGGUUCUCCUGAUUGACUUAAAUGCAGUUUUAUGGUUUGGUGCAUAUAUUCCUAUUUUCCAUUAAAUUAACUUUAUUUCUAAAGCAUAUUUUGAUUUACAUUAAGAGCAAUAAAGCAUUAAAUCUUAUU
Ictidomys tridecemlineatus (thirteen-lined ground squirrel) is the source of this 5347-nucleotide messenger RNA. It is a transcript of the gene Myo1d, whose product is annotated as myosin ID. Gene Ontology annotation, cellular component: plasma membrane; actin cytoskeleton; microvillus. The record is from RefSeq and is a predicted model, not a curated record. NCBI's taxonomy places the organism in Eukaryota, Metazoa, Chordata, Mammalia, Rodentia, Sciuridae. Gene Ontology annotation, biological process: actin filament organization; endocytosis; actin filament-based movement. Gene Ontology annotation, molecular function: ATP binding; microfilament motor activity; actin filament binding.